Metarhizium album ARSEF 1941 is the source of this 1812-nucleotide messenger RNA. Its product is annotated as putative protein family, YAP/Alf4/glomulin. The record is from RefSeq and is a predicted model, not a curated record. The transcript has 2 exons. Bases 1 to 1812 code for a protein of 603 amino acids. Lineage: Eukaryota; Fungi; Ascomycota; Sordariomycetes; Hypocreales; Clavicipitaceae. Gene Ontology annotation, cellular component: cytoplasm. Gene Ontology annotation, biological process: cellular response to oxidative stress.
AUGGCCACCGACGAGCCAACCACGAACGAGGUCAUUCAACGGCUCAAGGAGGCUCGCCCCCCGGCAUCCGAUAGAUUUACAUACCUCACAAUCAUAGACAAGUCCAUGUCCCCCGAUAUCCUGCCGGCCCUCCACGAAAUCCUGGAAGAUGUAGAACUUACCAGCGACAUUGGCUGGGACCUCGUUGAGAUGCUCAUCCACGUCCCAGGGAGCGAGAGCUGUCUAGAAACCAUUGCGCGUCUGGGAAACCCUCGGGAAGUCAUCCUAAAGGUGUUGCAGGUCAUGGAAACGGUGACAGGAGAAGGAGAAAACGGCGCGGUGGGAAACCAGUGCUUUGUCACUCUCUGCGGCAUGCUCGGCAUCCUGCAUAAACGCCUUCAAGUCAAGACGCCGUCUCGAUUUUUGCACACCACCCUAGAUACUGUGUAUCGAUCAUACGACCCAACCAGUGCCGAGUCGACCGCUGCCAUCAUUUCCUUGAUGCAAUCGCUUUCUGCGCAAAAAAGACCUCCGCUGCCGUCACGACAGUCGAGUACUGUGCUCGAGACGGCCGUGCAUACCAGCGACGAGACAAAGAGUGCGCCGGAUCCAGAGGCGGAUAAGUCUGAUCUUCCAAACGACAAUGAGCUCGAAGUUGUGACGCAUUUGUUACGGUGCUUUAUCACCUGCGUCAUUGAGGCCUACGUCAACUCGAACAAGUUGGAAUGGGCAGCAAGAUUGCUGGAAUUUACGUAUCCCGACAGAGUGCCCCCGGGAAGGAAGACGAUGAUGCAGGCAUUCAACGAAGUAGAUGCGCUUAGAGCAAAAGAUGCAUUGGUCGGCCAGCUAGCAGCUGUUGCUGGGGAUUUGGACUUUGCCAAGAUGACCUUUGCCGAGCUUCGACAGAUCCUUGAAGCGCCCAUAGUUAGAGAUCCAUUGGCGAUCGAAUUUGAUCCUGCUAAUGCGGACGAGAUCAAGAUAUCGGGAGGUGGGCUGCUAUGCAUAAUUGCUUAUUGGGUCUUUGCGGGAGACGUCUUUGAUGCCGACCAACCUCGGCCUGGGAUGCACAUAUUUCCAGACCACCAACAACUACUCAAGCACUACAUUGGAGACGACCCCCAAUCGGAAAUCUUGAACAACCCUGGAACUAUGGAAGCCUUGGUCGUACUCGCAAUCUGGCUAGUUGGCCAGAAGAAGCUUGCCAAGGGCGGCGCAACAGAUACAAGUGCCAAGGACAAUUACAUGCCAUAUCACCAUCUCAUAACACUGAUUUCUGUCUUCCACCCCAAUAUCCAGGCUCGAAAUGCCGCAACAGUCAUUGCCGGGGCAGUCCUCCACUCGGACCCAGACGAGGACGAUCGCCUCGCCAUCCUAGAAGACCUCCUCGAGAACUGCAUGUUUGCGUCCCUCCAAGCGUGUGCGGUAACCUGGCUCAGGGAGGAAGUCAUUUCCGCCCGCAAUUCCAAAUCCAAAGGACGAUUCAGCACACCUGACUGUUUUGAGUCCGUACAAUACACGCUGUUCCCCGACCUGACGCAUCUAAACGAAGCGGAUGUCGAGUCAUUGUUGGAAUUCUGGGCAGAAGCGUCCCCGUUCCACCUACAGGCUGCAAACUUUGCUCUGUUCCUGUUUGGAAACGAGUACAGGGACUUGGCGCCGGCGGGCAUGGCAGCCGCCAUUGAGCAUCGUUAUGUGCAACCACUUCUGCACGCGUCUGGGCGGUUGAUUGAGGAGAUGGGAAAGAGGGAGAUUGAAAAUUCCGACGCCCCUGACAACAUGGUUAUGGAACUGGGAAUAUUGAAGGACACGCUUGAAAGGGUGCCUUUGCAGUGA